AUGAAGACCGCCACUUCCAUCCUUGUUGGUGGUUUUGCGGCCCAGCAGGCUGCGGCUACCUUUGGCUCUUUUGGUUUCGGCGGCUCCGCCUCUGUCGGCGGCUCCAUCUGGGGCGGUAGCGGAAGCGACUGCUUCAGCACCCCCUCCAACACCAACAACGAGUGUACCGACUCUCAGAAGUCCGGCUGGAACUGGUCUGGCAUUGCCAUUGGCGCCAACAUCGGCACCUCCUACUCCGGCUUCGAUGUCUCUGGCCUGACCUGCAAGAACAAGUUCGGCAAGCGCGACCCUCUCUCGAAGCGUACCUUCGGCAGCAAGUGCGCUUCCGGCACCAUCACCAAGCAGAAGGACAGCAACCCCAAGAUCGAGUGCUCUGGCUCGCAGAAGGAGAAGGGCUUCUCCGUCGGCGAGUUCCAGGUCUCGACCAGUGUUGACACGCCUGUCGAGUUCCACUAUGGCAUGCCUGAUGGCUCCACUUGCAAGCACACCGCCAGCUGCAGCUCUGGCGGCACUGUCGUCAAGAACGAGCAGUGCGGUGGUGCUACCUCCGUCACCUGGAAGCUCCCCGACAACAGCGACAACGAGGACUGCGAGUUCGGCAUCCACAGCAUUGGCUGGGAGUGCGGUCAGAACGGCGGCGAGUCUAGCACCGCUACUGUCUCCACUGCCUUCAGCGCCUCCACCGGUGGUUUUGGCUUCACCGAGAGCAUUGGCUUCAGUGUUCCUGCCGUGAGCACUCCUGGCGCCUACACGCCCUCGUUCGUCUUCCCCUCUGGCGGCUCCCCCAGCGUUGCCACCAGCGUUGCUACCCCCGGCUUCCCUGGCGUCCCCAGCGUCCCUGGUGUUGAUGUCAGCACCCCCGGUGUCCCGGUCAUCACGACCCCUGCUGCCCCGGCUUCUUCUGAUGUCAGCGGCGGCUUCAGCACCAGCGUUGAGAUCCCCUUCUCGCAGAACGGCACCAUCCCCAGCGGCUUCACCGCGUCCACCGUCUACGCUACCUCGGUCUACACCGUCACCUCUUGCGCCCCUGAGGUCACCAACUGCCCGGCCCGCUCUGGCACUCCCGCUGUUGUCACCUCCGUUGUUGCCAUCUCGACCACCAUCUGCCCUGUCUCUGAGACUGGUGUGGCUUCCGUCCCCGGCUCUUCGCCCUCUGCGCCCGUCAGCUCUGGCGUCAGCGGCGAGGUCUCGUCUCCUGCUGGUCCCGUCCCUGGUGUUUCUACUCCCGGCUUCGGUGGCUUCCCCACCCCUGUCUUCGGCGGCUCCACCGGUGUCAGCUCCUCCCCCGCUUCUGCUACCUCUGCUGUUCCGUCUGCCAACUGCCCUGGCGUUCUUCCCAAGUGCUUGAACACCUGGAUCACCAAGGUCGGCUGCUCUGGCAACACUGACUCCGACUGCUACUGCAAGGAGGUCGACUCCAUCAAGUCGGUCAUUGACUGCGUUGACGCCCGUGGUGGCAGCGACGAUGAGAUUUCUCAGGCUCUGUCUUACCUCACCGGUAUCUGCGCUGCCUACGUCCCGGAGAACCCUGGUCUGAUCACCAACGUUCCCACCACCAUCACUCUCGGUGUCCCUUCGCAGACCCCCGUCGCCUCCAGCGGUGUCUCGGGCGAGGCCAGCACUCCUGUCGGUGGCUCCAUCGUCUCGUACUCGACUUCGACUGUCUACGCCACUGAGGUCCACACCAUCACUUCGUGCGCGCCUGAGGUCACCAACUGCCCGGCUUCCAGCGGCACCCCGGCUGUUGUCACUUCCAUCGUCCCUGUUUCUACGACUGUCUGCCCCGUCACUGCCACUGAGACCCCUGGUGCUCCCGCUGGUUCCAGCCCUGCUGGCUCCCCCUCUGCCCCUGCUUCGUCUGGCGUCGAGGGUGUCACCUCUGCUCCUACCCCGGUCAUUACCACUUCUCUGUCGACCUCGACCAUCUACAGCACCGCUAUCAGCACCGCUGUGACCACUGAUGAGCAGGGUUCGACCUCCGAGGUUGUUGUGACCCAGACCGUCUCUGUUGGAACCACCAUCUGCCCCGUUACCGCCACUGAGACCCCCGAGGCCUCCGCCCCUGCUUCCUCUGGUGUUGAGGGUGCUGUUUCCAGCCCCGCUCCCAGCGCCCCCGCCCAGACCACCGUUGUUACUUCGUACUCGACCUCGACGAUUGUCAGCACCGCUGUGUCCACGAGCACGACUGUUGACGAGUCUGGCAGCUCCUCGGAGGUUGUUGUCACGCAGACCGUUUCCGUUGGCACCACCAUCUGCCCGGUCACUGCCACCCAGACUGUCCCUGCUGCGCCCGCCUCCAGCGGUGUUGAGGGUGAGGUUUCCUCCCCCGCUCCCAGCGCCCCUGCGUCUGCUGGUGUCACUCCCGCCCCGUCUGCCCCCGCCGCCGGAAGCUCGUCUCAGGCUCCUGUCGCCUCUUCUGGCGUUGAGGGUGUCACUUCUGCCCCCGCUCCCGUUGAGAGCAGCCAGCCCGUGACCACCAUCUCCGUCGUCCAGACCGUUACUGUUCCCUGCACCGCCACCGAGGGCGAGUCUGCUGGCGCCACCAUCCCUGGCAGCUCGACGACCACCGUCAUCUCGACCGCUGUCACCGUCCCCCAGGUCGCUUUCACCACCCAGACCGUCACCGUCUCCGGUGUUCCCACGGUCCAGACCGGCCUCGCUCAGGGCACCCCGGCCUCGGCUUCCGCCACUCUUACCUCUGCUGCCGUGGCUUCUUCCACUGCCGUCGUGGAUGGCGGCUAUGCUACUUUCAGCUCCGUCUUCGUCCCGGCCGUCACCACCCCGGCUGUUGGCACCCCUGCCGGCACCCCUGUCAGCACUCCUCCUGCCUUCACUGGCGCCGCCUCCUCUCUCAAGAGCGCCGGCUCCAUGGUUGGCGCUGGUUUCCUGGCUGCCAUCUUCAUGCUUUAA
Messenger RNA from Lasiodiplodia theobromae, 2910 nucleotides. Its product is annotated as Extracellular serine-threonine rich protein. NCBI's taxonomy places the organism in Eukaryota, Fungi, Ascomycota, Dothideomycetes, Botryosphaeriales, Botryosphaeriaceae. The record is from RefSeq and is a predicted model, not a curated record. The transcript is spliced from 2 exons. The coding region runs from base 1 to 2910 and encodes 969 amino acids.